CUUUUCCUUCAUUCCCGUCAACUCUGGUCGGUUCAUGUCGACGAUAACGUUACAAUAUGCAAGUUGUAGUCGACUACUAUGGCACCCGGUUCAGGCAAGACUAAGGUAAAAACUGGGUGUCGCACGUGCAAGGCGCGGAAAGUCAAGUGUGAUGAAGGCUGGCCUUCAUGUAGGAGAUGUCUCUCUACAGGCCGCAUCUGCGAAGGGUAUGGAAUAUGGGGCGGAGGGGAAAAGCAUCGUCACCCCACUUCCGCCGUCCACAGCACCAAGCAUUCCGAAAUCGUCAUAUUUGCGCCGACACCCAUCGAAACGGCAAACAAAGAUGAGAGCCGAUGUCUCGAAUGGUUUACGCAUCGAAGCGCCUUCAAGCUUCCUGGUGUUUUUCGCUUUGAAUUCUGGGAUAAGCUCGUCUUUCAGGCUGCCUCAACUGAACCGGCUGUUCGGCACGCAAUCCUCGCGCUAGGCUCAGCUCAUAAGAGAGAAGGUCGUGUCAGCCUCAUUCCAGCAUUGGACAUCACCCCGGACAAAGAAGAACAGUUUACGCUGCAGCAGUAUAGCAAAGCGAUCACCUAUCUUCAGCCGCAUUUUUCAUCCAGGGAAAAUUCUUCAGUUCGCGUUGGCCUUCUUACAUGUUUAAUUUUCGUAAUCUUGGAAUUCAUCCGAGGCCGCUACAAAACAGCCAUCACCCAUCUUCAGAGUGGCUUGAAACUCCUGGACGAAUCUCAAGCUCGGUCAGAUGACGUGGAGAGUUAUAGCUUAUUCUCGGAGCCGUGUCGUGAUUCGGUAGAUGCUUGGAUUAUUCAAGCUUUUAUCAGGCUUGAUGUUCAGACGAAACUGAUGGGCCAAGGGUCGCACUAUCUGAACUUCAUUCGAGAGGAUCGUACCCCCGAAAUCCCAACCCACGGGUUCGCCUUCCAGUCCAUACAUCAAGCAAGACAACAUUUAGAUCGUUUGCUUGGUCAGAUCUUAUACUUAAGUCACGAAUAUCGUUCUCAAGCCAGACGUCGAGCCAAAAUCUAUCUCAAUAGUUAUUUACUUAGACAACGACGUAUCGAGGCCAAGCUUGGCGUAUUAUUCCCAGCAUUUAAGAUCUUGAGGGAAAACCAAAUAGUCGAAAGAGUCAGCACGAGUAAUGUAGCCUUUACACUACUACACAUAUACUACCUCCUGGCGGGAAUAAUGCUUGAUACAUGUCUCCGGCCAACAGACCAAUUAAGAUACGACGCCCAUACGAAAUCCUUCCUGGCAAUAAUGGAUCAGAUGAGAUUAUUAGCGUACAUCACUUCAUCUACCGUCUUGUAUAAGGUUUUGCAUCUGCCAAACAUGUCCAGCACUAUCUCCGACCUCGGUGCAUUCCCGCCUCUCUUUUAUCUAGUUACUAAAUGUCGGGUAAGCUGGAUCAGGCACGCUGCUCUUGAUUUCUUGAAACGAUUACCCCACAAUGAAGGGAUUUGGACUGGGCGAAUGAUAUCAAGCAUAGCGGAGGAAGUGGUCAAAAUCGAGGAAGGUGACUUUUACGAGGGUGUUGCUGCGACCGACGAAGCUUCCUUCUGCAGCGCCUCCGACAAACUCGAGGUCCUGCAACCCGUGCUGCCUGAGUCAUAUAGGAUACAUGAUGUUAAAAUAGAGCUACCGGAAGAUUAUGCAGGGACGGUUACACUAAGGUGCACACGCGGAUUGGAGGAUUCCAACGAGGAGGUGAUUACUAGAGAUUUCGUAUAUAAUGAAUCAGCUCAGCGUUGGGUAAUUAAGGGUAGAAAGGUGUAGACGGUGUAGAGUAUUACGAAUGAUGAACAAGCUCCCAUUUUAAUAUAACGACUUGCAUGGCACAGAAUACAACUCGUCCCGCGAUUGGUUCCCCUAUUCUGAUGUCGUCUUUUUCAUUUAAGGUUAAGAAGCUCUCUUAUGCGCCUCGUUGAAAUGAGAAAUAUUCAUUUUAC
Annulohypoxylon truncatum is the source of this 1940-nucleotide messenger RNA. RefSeq lists its product as uncharacterized. The record is from RefSeq and is a predicted model, not a curated record. NCBI's taxonomy places the organism in Eukaryota, Fungi, Ascomycota, Sordariomycetes, Xylariales, Hypoxylaceae. Gene Ontology annotation, molecular function: DNA-binding transcription factor activity, RNA polymerase II-specific; zinc ion binding. The transcript is spliced from 2 exons. Bases 79 to 1767 code for a protein of 562 amino acids. Gene Ontology annotation, biological process: regulation of DNA-templated transcription.